AUGAAAGAUAAAGGACAACCAGAUUUUCCAGCAGAUAAUGACGAAAGACCGUUUAAAUGUGACGUUUGUUCUCGAGGUUUCCAUAGAUUAGAACAUAAAAAGAGACAUAUGAGAACACAUACUGGCGAAAAACCACAUCAUUGCAACUUCCCAGGUUGUGGGAAAAGUUUUAGUAGAAGUGACGAAUUGAAAAGACAUUUAAGAACUCAUACCAGUACAUCGCAAAGGAAAACAAAGAAACCUAAAUUAAGAGGUCUUAAAGCUUAUCAUAUUAAUGAAGAAUCAGAUAUGGCCUUAAUGAAUAAUUCACCCACUUUAUUUUAUCCACACCCACAAAUGGCUACAAGAUUAGCGCCAGGUAUGGCUAUCGGUCUUAAUCCAAUGCAUGCUGGUUUAAUACCGCAACAACUGGGUAUGCACUCUAUUGUUAUUCCAGUAAUGACGCCAAAUGGUACGCCUGUUCAAAUGUAUUCUACUACUCCAACUGCUCCUGCUACUGCUGUACCACAUCCACAUCAACAAUCAACGAGAGUCACUACACCUCCACCACCAUCUGCUUCAAUACAAGUUGGUCCACAUCAAUUCUCACAAAUUUCUUCAUCGGUAUCAAAUACAACAAUACUUUCACCAAAUGGAAUUCCAAUGCAUGCAAAUGCAAUGAACGCCAUUCCAAUUUCAAAUCAACAACAUAAUUUCAUUGCUGUUCCACAACCACGUAGUAUGGCUACGCCACCUCCACCACCACCAUCCAAAUAUGGAGUUUCUUUACCGGUUAAUGCUCCAUUAAUGAGUAAUAAUCACUAUCAUACAAGCAACAACGGGACAUUACAUGAUUCUACAAGUUCUUUAGCUCUAAGUGAGCAGUCAAACACAUCUUCCAUUUUUUCUUCUACUAAUGCACCCCAUUCUAAUAAUAAUAAUCAUUACAAUGCGCAUAUUAAUCAUGUCUUUUCAGGACCUACUUCUCCAACAUCACAUUCAAAUGAGUAUAUGCAACCAUCAAAUCCUAAUUCUAAUAAUAUUAUUCACUCGCAGUCGCAAACACAAGGAUUUUUCCAAGAUAGGAAGAUAACAGCUCCAAUAGUCAAUAUUUUAAGUUCUUUGAAGAAGAAGAACAAGACAACGACGACGCCGACGACAACAAGAAAUGAAAAACAACAACAAAGAAAUAAAAGUUUCAAAAUCGAUAAACCAUCGCCAGUUGAACCAAGAGCAGUAUCAGCGAUCAAUAGUACGAUAUCGUUAUCAUCGGUUCUGACGAACAACACAACGCACAGCACAUUACCAGUUAUUAAAACUUCAUGUAAUGAUUUGACACCUCUAAGGUUAAAGGCAGACGGUGUUUCAUAUUUGGAUGUAGAAAAAAGACCUCGUGAAAGAGCUCAAUUCCAACUUUCCACUGAUGAUGAAGACGAUGAUAGUAAUGAUGAUGAUAACACUACUUCAUCGUCUUUACCUUCGACAAGAAUUGAAAAUACUUCAAAUAUUCCCCAUAAACUUAAUAUGAAUACAGUUAAAUUACCACCAGUUCGUAAUGUCUUAAGACAAAUUGAUUUUUUCAAUAAACCAAAUUGA
This is a messenger RNA of Naumovozyma dairenensis CBS 421, 1575 nucleotides long. RefSeq names its product Mig2p (gene MIG2). The transcript has a single exon. Gene Ontology annotation, cellular component: nucleus; cytoplasm. Gene Ontology annotation, molecular function: RNA polymerase II cis-regulatory region sequence-specific DNA binding. The record is from RefSeq and is a predicted model, not a curated record. Bases 1 to 1575 code for a protein of 524 amino acids. NCBI's taxonomy places the organism in Eukaryota, Fungi, Ascomycota, Saccharomycetes, Saccharomycetales, Saccharomycetaceae.